AUGACUACAGACGUUGCAUCAUUAGCUCAAUUCAACAAUAUUCAAGCAAAUGUAAGUCCUAAGACCGAAUUAAUUGUGCUUUUCUUUUUUGAUCGACGUCAUGAAGACUGUGAACGAAUAGAACGCUAUGUUAAUUUAUGGAGUGAAGAUGAUGAUUAUAUAAAUCGGGUUCUUUUCAUCAAAUGCAAUAAGCAAAGUUGCAAUCCUGAUAUCUUUGAAAAAUACAACGUCAAAGCAAUACCAAUAUUUUUAUUUAUUAAAAAUAAUGAACAAGUUGCACCACCCUCUACUGAAUCAGUUGAACAAAUAGAGGCCAUUAUUAAUGGUCUUCUUGGCAUCAAAAAUUAA
Adineta steineri is the source of this 348-nucleotide messenger RNA. The record is from the annotation of a GenBank genome assembly. NCBI's taxonomy places the organism in Eukaryota, Metazoa, Rotifera, Eurotatoria, Adinetida, Adinetidae.